Molecule: messenger RNA, 1806 nt
Organism: Arachis stenosperma
Lineage: Eukaryota; Viridiplantae; Streptophyta; Magnoliopsida; Fabales; Fabaceae
Exons: 3
Coding region: 1-1806 (601 amino acids)
Molecular function (GO): RNA-DNA hybrid ribonuclease activity; nucleic acid binding
Source: RefSeq, a predicted model, not a curated record
AUGUAUCAAAGGCUUAUGAACAAGGUAUUUAGUGGUCUUAUCGGCAAGACUGUAGAAGUGUACAUAGACGACAUCCUGGUGAAGACCACCCAGGCCAAAGAACUUAUCACUGAUCUAGAGGCCGUGUUCGCAUCUCUUCGGCUGCACAAGAUGAGGCUUAACCCCCCUCAAGGCCUUCGCCAUGGAAGCCGGGAAGUUCUUGGGUUUUAUGAUAACCCAAAGAGGAUUGGAAGCCAACCCGGAGAAAUGCGAAGCAAUUUUACGGAUGACGAGCUCGAGAUGUGUCAAAGAUGGAUAGUGUUCAAAUGGACCCCAGCGUGCGAGGAAGCCUUCAAUCACUUCAAGAAUAUAAUCUUGGCACCACUUGUCCUCGACAAACCUAGAAAUGGAGAGACACUAUACUUGUACUUAGCAGUAACUGAUGAGGCUUUGGUGACCGUCUUGGUACGGGACGAAGUGAAGAUCCAGCAGCCGACCUACUUUGUGUGCAAGGCAUUGCAAGGGGCAGAGUUGAGGUACAGUAAACUGAAAAAGCUGACAUAUGUGCGCCUGACCUCCUCCCGUAGGCUGCGACAAUACUUCCAAGGACACCAGACAUGCAAUCAAGGCCCAAGCAAUGGCCGAUUUUUUGGUCGAAGUAACGGGAAACCCCCCGAGACACCGAGCAUACGGUGGAAACUCCAUGUAGACGGAGCCUCCAACCAAACAUUCGGAGGAGCGGGGAUCAUUCUAGAAAGCCCAACUGGAGUCGUGUAUAAGCAAUCAGUUAAGUUCGAGUUUCUGGUGACCAAUAACCAAGCGGAGUGUGAGGCCCUUCUUGGUGGCCUAUUCUUGGCAAGGGAAGUCGGGACCACCAGAGUUGAAAUAUGCAGUGACUCUCAGGUCGUCACAUCACAGAUCAAUGAAACGUAUCAAGCCAAGGACUCAUUGCUACAAAAAUACUUGGAGAAGGUCAAAAAGCUGAGUGAGGAGUUUGACGAAGUCACGGUACAGCACGUUCCGAGGGAGAGGAACACACGGGCUGAUCUCCUAUCAAAAAUGGCGAGCACAAAACCAGGAACGGGGAACCGAUCUCUGAUUCAAGGUUUGGUGAAGGAACCAAUAGUGACCUUACAUAUAACCCGGGCGGCCGACCUCCCUUCAUGGAUGGACCCGAUCACUAUUUUUUUGGAAAACGGUAAACUCUCAGAUGACAAAAAGACGGCAAAAGCACUAAGGAGAGAAGCCGCCAAGCAUACAAUAAUACAAGGCCAGCUAUUCAAGAAAGGGCUGAACCAACCCCUAUUGAAGUGCCUGCAUCCCGACCAGACAGACUACGUAUUAAGCGAAGUCCAGGAAGAGUGUUGUGGCCACCACAUUGGAGGAAAGGCCUUAGCCCAAAAACUCGUCAGGGACGGCUACUAUUGGCCCUCAAUGAUGACGAAUUCCAAGGAGUUCGUGAAGAAAUACAGAAGAUGCCAGGAAAACGCCAACUUUCACAAAGUGCCGGUGGUUGAACUUAGCCUACUGAUGGCCUCCCGACCAUUCUCCCAAUGGGGGUGUCGACCUCUUAGGGCCUUUUCCGGUCGGGGCCGGACAGGUCAAGUACCUAAUUGUCGCUAUCGAUUAUUAAACGAAGUGGGUAGAGGCCGAGCCAUUGGCCAGUAUAUCCUCAGAAAAUUGCCGAAAAUUCUUGUGGAGACAAGUAAUAGCCAGAUUCAGAAUCCCAGAGGUCGUCAUCUCGGACAACGGGACGCAAUUUGCCGACAAGAAGUUCGGGAAAUUUCUCGCCGGUUUAGGGAUAAAGCAAAAGUUAUCAUCUGUUGA